UUAUCAGCAAGUAGCAAACACCGAUCGGUGGCCACCUUGCUGCGAGUGCCAUAUUGAGGAUUUUUUCCAGUUUUGGGGGAACCAAUUUAUUGGUAUUUUCUAAAAAUCCCCCCAAAUUCAUAGGAUUAUGGUGACAGUGACGUGUUUGUUAGUGUUUCCUUUCUUAGUUCAUGGAGCCUUCGCCAGGGCACAAGACCCAAUCGUCCCAGAAGUAGUGACGGACUACUACAAUGCCUACGACUACGGGCCGGCUACAAAUGCGGUCUACCCCGACUACUACUACCCCACCACGGACUACGUGAAGCCCAGCGUGGCCUACGGGGACUACGCCAAGUCUUACUACACGGACUACUACAGCCAGUACACAGACUUCGCCUACAACGACUACGACUAUUACCAAUACUACGAUGAAUACGGUGCCUACGAUGACGAAUAUCUGCAUGAGUACGGAGACUACUUCGGCUUUGGGGACAGAAACAACCCUUUAGAAACAGCCCUUGGAGUCUAUGAUCAGGCGGCUGCUCCUAGUGAGCUACCAUGGGUCUACAUAAUCGUCCCAGUUCUCCAAGUAGACCUCUAUUACGUGGACGAUGAGCAAAAAGGCAUUGAAAACAUUGACUUCGAGCUGCCGAUAGAAACGUUCCUGUUUGAGUUGGGAGAUUUCGGUCUGGGUCACUUCGAACUGGGAGACUUCGGCCUGGGUGAGCUAGACUUCGGUAACUUGGACUACCCCGCACCUUCCUACGACUACGCCUACGAAGACUACCCCAUCUACGGGCACUACCCCUACGGCUCUAAACCCCAGAUGUUUGACACAGCGGAUGAGCUGGACGAUGUUGCUACCCUGGACUACCCAGCAGUUGACUACCAACCCCUCUGGGUAGAUUGGAUCUUCAUGGUGCCCCCAGAGAAUGCGGAGCCUGUAGUUCGUUAGUGUUAAUUACCUCUUAUUUAUCUAUUUUUACUUAGGAAAUAAAUAAUUUGUACUUCCCA
Macrosteles quadrilineatus (aster leafhopper) is the source of this 993-nucleotide messenger RNA. RefSeq lists its product as uncharacterized. The transcript is spliced from 4 exons. The record is from RefSeq and is a predicted model, not a curated record. The coding region runs from base 128 to 934 and encodes 268 amino acids. NCBI's taxonomy places the organism in Eukaryota, Metazoa, Arthropoda, Insecta, Hemiptera, Cicadellidae.